AUGCGGCAGGAAGAUAGACAGACGGACAGACAGACAGACAGACAGACAGGACAGACAGCGGCAUGGCAGUAUCGGCUCCUGGCUUGUGGAGUUCGAUGGGGAUUGGGUAGGGGGUGUAUCAUUGCCCUGUGCGCGCGCUCGGAGCAUGCAUGCAAAGCUAAAGCUAAGUAA
Messenger RNA from Histoplasma mississippiense, 171 nucleotides. RefSeq lists its product with no specific name. The record is from RefSeq and is a predicted model, not a curated record. The transcript is spliced from 3 exons. The coding region runs from base 1 to 171 and encodes 56 amino acids. Lineage: Eukaryota; Fungi; Ascomycota; Eurotiomycetes; Onygenales; Ajellomycetaceae.